This is a messenger RNA of Amborella trichopoda, 1635 nucleotides long. The record is from RefSeq and is a predicted model, not a curated record. Lineage: Eukaryota; Viridiplantae; Streptophyta; Magnoliopsida; Amborellales; Amborellaceae.
AUUUGAAGAAAGAAAGAUAUUAAGGAGAGGGGUUUUCAAUUGUGCGACCGUGAGCCUGAUGUUUGCCUCCUUUUGCAGAGAGCUAUAAGUUUUCAGUCUCUGAUUGUUUUGCUGCAACUCAAAUCAUUUCUUUUGAGAGAGAGAGAGAGAGAGAGAGAGAGAGAAAUUUUUUCAUAGCGCUAAAGAAUAUGUCCGUGGAAGCAGUUUCAGCUGGGGGCCUUUUUGUUCAUAGGCUGAGAUUCAGGAGUUUCAAUGGAAGACAGCAAAGCAAGGCUUCUUUCCUGUGUCCUUGCGUUGUUAGAGCUGCACACUCAACCGAGGACGAGGACAGGUUCGACAAGCAACUUGGAUUGUUUUCUUUAAGAAAGAAUGUUGAAGAUGUAGCCAUGCGUAUUGAAAUGAUGGCACCAAUGGCACUGGAAUUAGAACAUCAGAGACGGUCCCUGCAGGAAGAAAUGAUCCGGGAUUAUAAUCUUUGGGAUGACCCAGCGAAAGCAAAUGAAAUAUAUAAUGCUUUGGCGGACACCGCACACAGCAUUAACCUUCUCAAGGAUCUUCAAUAUAAGGCUGAGGAGGCAAAGUUGAUAACACAGCUUGCUGAAAUGGACACUAUAAGCUAUUCUUUGUGCAAGCAAGCAUACAAUACCUCCAUAGAUGUCAGCAAGUCCUUGGAUCGUUAUGAGAUAUCUAAGCAACUUACUGGACCUUAUGACAAGGAAGGAGCUUGCCUAUCAAUCAUUGCUGGGAGUGAAGGAGUUGAUGAUGAGAUUUGGGCAGAGAAGCUUCUAAACAUGUACAUCACUUGGGCUGAAAAGCAAGGUUGCUCAAAAAGGGUUGUUGAGAAGUAUCCUUGUAAGGAUGGUGGUAUCAAGUCAGCAACCAUAGAAUUUGAAUGGCAAUUUGCAUAUGGCUAUCUUUUAGGAGAGAGAGGAGUACAUCGGCUGAUUAAAAGUUCAAUUGAUGGCUCUGUCCUCCACGAGUUAUGCUUAAAUGUUCAGAGUAGCGUGGCCCAGGUGGAUGUGAUCCCUCUCUUCAUGGAAACAGCCCCAAACCUUGAAAUUGAUUUUGACGAUCUGGAGAUCUCUACAUUCUUCCCUUCUAACACAAAACAACAGACCGUUAACAAAGCGGGGGCAACUAUCAGGAUUUGCCAUAUUCCAACUGGUGUGAAGGUCCAAUCCUCAGGUGAAAGAAACCAUCUUGCCAAUAAAAUCAAGGCGCUUAAUCGUUUGAAAGCAAAACUUUUGGUGGUUGCAAUGGAAAGAGGCAUAUCUAACAUGCAAUAUUUUUCGAAAAACGAUAUCUAUAAUAUGGAGCAGCAAGAAACUCGCAGGUACUUAUCUGGCCCAUAUAAGUUAGUCCAUGAUCUAAAAACUGGCACUCGAGUGCCGGAUCUGUUUUCUGUUUUGGAUGGAAACAUUGACACUUUUAUUGGAGCUCAUAUAAGCUUAGGAAGGAAAACUAUCAAGAACUAGCUAGUUUUGAGAUUUUGCAUGAUGCCUUGUGCUCGGUAAGUUAAUGUCACUCAUUGUAAUUGUUUUUUUUUCUUCUCUCUAAUCUAUGUAGCUUUUAUUUCUUUCCAUUUUUUGACGUGGGCUUUCUUUUCUGGUUUCUAAUGUACUUGUCUCUUGAAAU